UGCUUUCAGUGAACGUGUUACGUCACUGUAUACAGAUUAUUGUUUAUUUUUAAUUGUUAUAUUCAUAGAUUUCUUAGAGUAGCCUGUUAGAAUAGUGUAAAAUAAAAUCCUGAUGAUCAGAUCCAGCCAAUGACAAUAAAAAAAUGAAUUAUGAGGAUUUCUACCUGGAUCGUCAGUUAAAGAAAGAAAGCAAAGGAAGUCCAGCUAUAGACUUAAUAAAAGGCUUGGACUCUAGAAGAAUACAACAAAAUGCCAAGAAUACAGAAAGUUUGCAGUUAUAUGCUGAACAAGAAUUUAUACGAAAAGCAAAUUAUGCUGAAAUGAAAUGUGAUCUUCCGGGCACGCCACGGUCAUCUUUCUUGAUGGUGUUCAGCCCGGAUGGAACUAAAAUAGCAUCAACUCAUGGCAAUCACAACAUAUACGUGACAGAUAGCAGGAGUGGUAAGAAUAUUAAAACAUUGGUGGGACAUCCAAGAACCCCAUGGUGUAUUGCAUUCCAUCCUACCUCCAACCAGAUCAUUGCGUCUGGUUGUUUGGGUGGACAAGUCCGCAUCUGGGACCUUAGUGGGGGAAGUGAAGUUUGGACAACUAGCAAUGAGUCUGUUAUAGCGUCAAUUGCUUUUCAUCCAAACGACAGGGUUUUGGUUAUAGCGACCUAUAAUGAGGUGUAUUUUUGGGAUUGGAGCAAGCCUGAACCGUUUGUCCAAUGCUCAACCAACAACCCUAAAGAAAAGGUACGGUACGUCGCCUUUGAUAACCUGGGACACAAAUUGAUCACAGGCAUCGCCAAUAGCCCCCAGACGCGAUGGGAGAGGGUGAGGGCCCCGGUUCCGGUUCCUCGCCAAGCCGACCGUUGCAUAAAUUACAGGCGUCGCAUUACGCCACGCCUGGUCACCAAUUUGCAACAACAGCAGCGAUUGCCCCCACCACUUUUGGCUGAAGUAGCGGCAAUGGCGGAGCCGACUUUGGUCACACCCAGAAAUUCUGGAAGUGCGCCUUACUCAAAUAUACCCGAGAGAGAGCGUAGGAUCACGAGUUGCUAUAGGAAUUUGGUGCGGGAGUACGAGCAAUUGGUACAGCGGUACUUGCAGUUGUACAGGCCCAGGACCAUGAUUGACAGAGGAACUGAUCCAAUGGAACCCAGUUCAAGUAGCACCAGCAGUGGCACCCAGACGCCGGAACCAUCAUCGUCCAGUGCUGAACCAGCUGCCCUCUCCACCCCAGUCCCAUGUGCUGGCUCCUCAUCAACUCCUGCAGAUACUUCCACUCCCGAUAAUCAGCCGAUACCUACAGAUUCUCCGUCGACAACAAGUAGUUUAAAUUGUCCAACAAAUUUGCAACCAUCUACGAGUCGUGGAUCAAACCCUACUAAACCUAAGGUUCCAUGUGAAUGUCAACCGUCCACGUCCAGUACUACGUCACAACAGAAUCUCAUAUCGCCUAGCAAGAUUUUCUCCAUUAUGAUCAACCAGUCGCCGACCACCAGGCCGACACAGACGCCCGAAUCUAGAAAACACAAGGCGACAGAACCUGAAGGAGAUGCCAGUAAUAGGGAAAAGCGACCAAAAAUUGAGGAAAUGCAGAACCGACUGAUGUCCAUUAUGAAUAACCUUAAUGACACCAGUACUCAAACUCAGGGGGAGAACAACUUGUUUAGUCCGUGGCGGACGCUCCAAUUAAGCAAAACUCGCCCACAAACUGCCACAAGUCUUGACCAACCUUCCACGUCCAACAACCAACCAUCUACAAGUCAAUCUUCUUCAAACGCCACCGAAAAUUCUGAACCUAGUGCGAGUACUGACGUGUCACUACCCAGUACAAGUAAUACUGAGCCAGUGCCAAAUUCUGAGACGAACGUGGAUGACUUGCUGCUAAAUAUACGACGCACCGCCGAGGAGGAAGUCAGAAACAGGAUUUUGCCUAUCAUAAGGUCCGUGCCUGAGAACGACAGGCCUGUUCUGAUUAGACUGUUCGAGGAUAGUCGGGAGCAGCAUCGCAUGCAUUUCCGUCAGAUGUACUUGGCGCGAGGCAACAAGAAGCUGAGGUGGCAUAGACGGAACAUAAACACGUCCUCCCAGAACAACAGUAGUUCCGACGAGGAGUCGAAUAACAAUUCCCACAGGUAUCCACAGAGACAGGUUACACCCCCAGUGGCACAAACCACUACUACGGCUAGCGAAGGAGGGUCGGAACAGACGCGACCUAAUUCUAUGAGGAAUUAUAAUACUGAAUUGGAACAGUUGGUAACUGAAUUGUUGACUGAAAUUGAGAACCAAAAUGAGACUGCCCGAGCUCUAGAUGCGGAUGGCGUUAAUGUUUCAACAAUUACUACUUCUACCACAAGUGUUACACAAGAAAGUAACAGUUCCACAAGUACCUAUACGGCACCUUCAACUUCUACAACAGCUUCCACAACUGAUGGGCCACAAUCUCCAAACUCCCUUUUUCAGACUGCUUUAGUAUUCUCCAGGGUGUCAUCCACGCCUACGGCCUCCCUCCCUUCGACGACUAGCUCUAGUUCUUCAUCCCAACCAACUUCAGUACGAGACGAGACCACGUCAGUGCCGGAAACCGCCUUUAGUUCUGCCACAAGUGCUAACUCAACUGGAAACACAUUAGAUUCUACUUCUCCGACCCAUUUAUCGUUUCUGCGGGCACUCUCGGUGGCCAACGAAGCCGGCUCGGCUGUUAGAGCUAGUUUAAAUGAACUGAGAGAGACUCUGGGCAGUACUACCCCUGGAACAAAUGAUGUUUGUUUUUUAUAUCCGCGUGGAUCAAGAAUUCCGUCUAGCUGUGAACCCACUCCAAUGCCUCAAAUGAGAAAUUCGCCCAUCAGACCCAGCAGGCGACAUUUACUACCAGAGCCGGUCGUGACGAAUUCACACUGUACGAGGCAUAUGCGAAAUGCGGCGUAUUAUUCCAACUUAGAUGAUACGUUAGGUUCAUCACCGAGCGAUGAUGACCGAGUACCGGAAGAAACAGAUGCUACAAAUCCAACAGCUACGGCAACUACCUCCUCUACUACCACCACCACAUCAACAAGCACAACGUUAACGGAAACGUCUUCGCCAUCGGUGACAACGAUGAACACGUAUACCAGAACGACAAGCGAUCCUAUCUAUACCUCAAAUUCUAGACGGAGGUGUGGCUUCAGUAUGUUAUCAGCUUUCAGACCGACCAGAGUAAAUUAUGCGGCUUCGCGGCUGCGCAGAUCCCACGAUCAUUCCCCAAGAGUUCGUAGAUUAGGAUCGCCACUAUCAACUUUGUAUGGAAGACAAAUGUCGGGAUCUUUUGCGUUAGAUGAGCUAAUCAAUUACUCAGAGAGGGCGAAUUCUGAAGAUGAUCCUCCUCUUAAUCUGUCGUCCUACGAUAUGACUUUCAAUCCGUGGCCGGGUGAAAACCGGAACCAACGCGACAAUUCCGGCAUCAGUAAUAUGUAUUCGAAUAUCGUGCAAGACUUGGAGUUCAGCUUGAAUGAUGUGAGGAACAUUAGAGCUAGUAACAGACCAAGGGAAACAUCAGACAUGCUGAACAGUUAUACGGAUCGUUUGGAAAACAUUAUGAACCAGUCUGAAGUUAUACUGAGAAAUUUGAGUAGGUCUAUGGAGCUUAUUUCACAAACAACAGAUCAAAACUUGUCUAGCAACAACCGAGUGUCUUGGAGCUUCUACGAUCCGUCCUUUUAUGUGCGGGACCAAAGAACUGAGGGAAAUCAAGAAACUGGGGAAUCUAGUAGCAACGUUCCAGAUAUUAACAUGCCAUUCAAUGCAGUUGCCUCCGAUCAUACGUAUCCUCGUAAUCCGGACAGUCCACAGCAGAACACCAACGGCGACCAAGUGUCCCCUCUCAUAACUUCACUUCACAUCGUCAUCACUCACAUUCAGAGGCAGGCGAGGUUACUGAGGCAACAAGUCGAGAGUAUCGGAAGGAUUGAUAGGGCCAUGGUGGAAGUUUCACAGUUGCGUCUCAUGCGCCAACUAGUCCUAGAACUCGUCCGGAAUCUGCGGAGCAUCACAGCGGAAAGCCGUUCCAGCGGCAUGUCCAGCGUGCGCCAAAUGAUGGCCGGCACGAGAAUUAGUGAUUCCGGACCAUGCGAGACGUCGACAGCAGCAGAAGGUCUCAGUUCCGCUUCCAAUAAUGACGUUGGCAACGUUAGUCCUCCUGUUACUGCGUCACCACCGGCUUCGUCAGCUCAGGAGGUCAACUCUCCCGAAGCCAAUAAUUCAAGUACAUCCGCGGAACCUAGCACCAGCUCUGGAGGUGAAAGUAGUUUGCCUCCUCGAAGCAAACCUAGGACGUCUGGUCGGAAGACGUAUCCUCCCUCCAGGUCGGUGACUUAUUUUACAAAAUUCUUUCGGUCGGUGAGGGUAUGUCGUAGACCACCACCGCCACAUUUCCGUUACACAAAUCGCGGCGAUCGCGAAAGUCGCCAGUCGUCACAGUCAAGAUCCACCGACACUGGAAACAACCGCCAAAACACCACGCCUUUCACUAAUUUCUCCGUCAUCAACUCGUCAACGUUGUCCGUGAUGACACGCCGUCUGGAAAACUUAUUGGCUGAGCAGUUGCGUCACUUUUCGAGGGCCACAACGGAAGGAACUGCAACGACAACGACGACGUCUUCGACUUCAACGUCUACUUCAACAUCCACUUCAACGUCCACAACAAGCUCCACGACGAGGGCACCUAUUGAUUUAGGUGAACACAUGCUCGCUUUGAGGUUGCAUGGAAGUGUGCUGAGAGUGAAUAGGAUGCUGGGCAACGGUAGGACCAAUUUGCAAUCUGAUCCACAGGCUGCUGUUACUUCAGAUGGAAUGUCGAGGUACCCAGUGAGGAACACUCUAAGUUUAAUCGUGGAUGGCCUCAGCCGUCACCUGGCUGAGAUGGACGCGUCCACUGUGAUCAUGAUCCGGGAGAUGCAUAGCGUACUUGCUCUGUCCCUCCUACUUGUUGAGCUGCUUCUGCUCCAGGUGGUAGAGUCAAUCCCGCCGCCCACCGGCAUCAACCUGGAUCCGGAACGCGAAGCUUUGACCACACGUAUCGACGUAAUGUGCGGGGAGAUGCUCGGUGGCGGUUUCGGGAAUUACUCUCACCAGCUGACGAGAAGUUUGAUGUUGCUGAGAUUGACUAUGGGGCAUGCAAGGGAAUUGGGGCAGACUUAUAACGCAUGGAGGAAUGCCAUGCUACCCAGUGUGGAGACUGAUAGGGUGGAGUUGCUGUGCUCCAUUGGGAGGUGCUUAACGUCCUUCCGAAGAGCCCGAAUAAGACACAUGGCCACCACCUCGGAGCAGAGUACUUCUAAUUCGGCCAACACACCGCUUCCCAACGUGGACGUCCCAAACGUUCCAACGUCCACUCCAGGAGAAGGAAACGAAGCUGGAUCACCUACUCUACGCCCCUUUAUGACACUAUCGGAAAUUGUGCGCAGUUACGCCCGAUUUGAGGAGUAUCUACGCAACACCCCGUCGACAUCCAGGGACACAACCAGGGAACGUCCAGCAACCCAGCCACGUUUCAGCAACACCUUCAGCAAUAACAGCGAUGACAACGACGAGGACUCAGACUGGGUGGCUAGGGGCAACCCUAGUAACAACAACAACAAUAAUAAUAACAACAACAACAACAACAACAACAACAACAACAAUAAUAAUAACACGAGUAGUACCACCAGCAACACCUAUCGUUCAACCAACCCUAACUUGAGUGGCGACGGACCGGGUCGCUUCUGGCCAGUGCCAUCCCUCCACAUCAAUGACGUGCCCGUCUCCGAACCGUCGACGUUCCAGCAACGCAUGAUGUCUCAAAGACACCGAUUCCCGGAUAGGGCGUCGGAGUUGCGGCACAAUGCCUCGUUCGGGCUGUUCCGGCCGAGGUUCCUGCAUCCGUUGUACGCAAGCGUGAAUCCUUUCGACGAUGACCUGGAUGACCCACAGCGGGAGCCGCUGUACGAGACCGACAUGAUAACGACGGUCACCCCCAAUCACAGACUGCAGGCUUGGGAUAUAUCGGACUGGAGUGUACCCUCUAUUAGUAACUCUUUGAAGAACGUAAUCGUUGGAGAAUGUAAAAUACACAACGAUGCAAGCGUAGAUAUUGCCAAAGAUGGGACCUUAUUAGUAACUCUUCUGCCUUCUGGGGGUUACUUGAACGUGACUAAUAGACUUGGUGUGUACAGUUUAAGAUGGGAGACAUUGGGGCAGUGUCUCUAUACAACGAGCUUUGAACAAAACGCCGUUUCUGUGUCGUUGUCGCCGUUGAGUCGUCACUUGUUGGUAGGACUGGCGUCCCGACGUGUGUCCAUAGUUACGCACGAUCGAUGGGCGAUGGCACGCAUCUUUAAGAUUGAACAAAAAGACGUGCCUGGCGAUAGGCUGCCGAUGAUUCGAGAACUAGAUCAGUCGAGGGACAGCAGAAUAAAUUGUAUUAGAUGGUUGCCAUACUCUGGCCAGGGUAUUAUUUAUGGAACCAAUACGGGGCAGUUGAUUGUUUUGACUUAGAUCUUUCAUUUAUAACAAAUAUCUGAAUAGAAGUUACCGUUAUCGUCAUAAAAGUCGCCAUGUAACGCAUACCUAGGUAUGUUUGUUAGUUGUUUUUUGAUCAUAUUAACUGUAAAUAAUUUUCAAAGUGAAUGCACAUAUUAUGACAUCACUGGUAACUAUUUAAGUACUUUUAUUUAACAUUUUAAAUGAGACGUUAAUUCCAUUCAAAUAAACUGUACAUACUUGUUUCAAUUACAUUUUGAUGGUCAAGAUGCACUGUUGCAUUUGAAAUUUGUCAAAUCAUUUUUGGGUGUAACACAAUCUCAUUGAAUGUUAUUUGGAACCCAAGUGCCCACAAUUUAAAAAUAUUUGUAAUAAUUUGCUUGUAUCACGUGCAAUUUUAUGUUCAGUAUAAAAAUGAAUUGCUUUUAAAAAUUAUAUAAAAUAUAGGUAAGUUAUUUUAAUUUGAUAUAUUGUGAACUGAACGUUUUAAAACAUAUUUACUACAUUAAGUUAUGUACUAUAAUCAUAUGGUGAUAUUUUCUAGUGAUACUUCAUUUUAUAUUUUAUUUAAUUAUAAGUAAUUUUUUGUAUGUCGUGUUGUUGAAAGUGUAAGAUAUUAAUGAAUUACUUUCUUUUUACUGUUUUUAUUUUAAAUUGCAAUAAAAUUUAACAUAAUCAGUAUUUUUUAUCUCGAACAUAUUCUUUUUUCAAAAAUGGUUUCUUUAUUUUUUAUACCUGUUUGUAAUUGUUUAAUUGUAUGAUCUUAUAAAUUAAUAUCAAAUGAAGUAGUUUUGUGUAUUAGCUAAAAGCAUGUUUCUCAUGACUGGUAUUCUAAGAUUGUAGGGAAACAUGUUUGACUGAUUUGCAUUGUACAUUUAAUUCAACAUAUUAUGUAGAUAUUUAUAAAAAUAAACUUAUUCAGAUUUA
Aethina tumida (small hive beetle) is the source of this 7409-nucleotide messenger RNA. RefSeq names its product serine-rich adhesin for platelets. Gene Ontology annotation, molecular function: protein binding. Lineage: Eukaryota; Metazoa; Arthropoda; Insecta; Coleoptera; Nitidulidae. The record is from RefSeq and is a predicted model, not a curated record. The transcript is spliced from 17 exons. Gene Ontology annotation, cellular component: intracellular membrane-bounded organelle. Bases 144 to 6497 code for a protein of 2117 amino acids. Gene Ontology annotation, biological process: autophagy.